GCGCAUGCGCAGUGCAGAGUCCCGCGUACUGUACCCGAGCUGCGGUCGUAGGUGUGUGCGCGUGCAGUGUUACAGCUUUACAACGGCUUCCGAUGGACGGGCUGUUAAAAGACUCUGUAACAAAUCGGUGGCUUUAUUUGCAGAUUUGUACACGUGAGCAGCUUGCGUGUCGACUAUGUCUCGUCUCUGGACGGUAUAUAUUGAGUUGCUCCUGAUUUCUUGCCUUGGUCGCGUUCACACGCAAAAUGAAAACCAAGUGGUGUUCACUUUGGGAAGGUUCCAGAAUGUGAGUAUUCCUGUGAACAGAAGCCUAGAAGUCAAUGUGUCCCAAAUCCCAGCUGAGGUGGCCUUCGUGGUACUGCAGUUUCACACUCAGCACCGCAAUGCCACCAUCUCAUACACAAUAGUACCAACAUAUGGUUAUUCGGUCACCACCGUUGAUUCCGGGCUGCUGUUCCCUCUUUCGCCAAAUCAGUUGACUCUCUCAUGCUUCCUGUUGACUCCUAACGGUGACUCAGUUGCUGGAAUAGGGGUUAUACUGCCCUACUCAAGCACUGACCCUGUCCCUGGGGCCUGCAAUCUGGAGUUUCCACUGGAGAACGAUCCAAACAUCUACUUGCUCUACAACUUUUACGAGACCAUUAUUCGCUUUGCUCCUGCUAACAUCGGCUACGCAAGAGGUGUUUCUCCCCUUGCAUGUGAUGUGAAAACGGAUUUGAGCAGUCGCUGGCGUUUAGAGUACGACAUCUACCAAUACUUCCUUCCCGAGAAUGACCUAUCAGAGCGGAGUCUGAUCAGUGGCAUGGAGAUGGUUGCCACGGUGCCAGGCAUUGUGGAAAAGGGUACAAAGCUGAUGACACUAUCCUCCAAUGAUAAAACUCUGGUGUCCUUCAACUCCAUCCCGGGUCAGGGUGUAAUCUACGGCAUCGUGGUGAGAGACCCCGUCUACAACAGCUCCGCCUCAUACGUGCCUGUGCACACUUAUGCCUGCAGCUUCACCUCUGUUUUAGACGGCUGCACCACACUAGGAAGAACUUCCACCAAAGUAUUUUUCACCAUUACAGGACUUGCAGGACUUCUCGUCUGUUUCUUAGGCCAUCAUUUUUUCAAAUGUGAGCUCUUCUGUUUGGGCUUUGGCUUUGGAGCGUUUUUCUUCUUUGUGCUGAUCACGAGAACCACCACAUUGGAUUAUGACAUCCGAUUGGCUCUGACCACUCUAAUAGGUGUUGUAUGGGGCGUGGGCCUGGUGAUGACGUGGUGGCGGUUUGGCUCCGUGAUGACCUGUGUUGUUGUCGCCGGCCUCACUUUCAGCUUUCUCAUCUCAUCUAUUAUCUUUUUUACGCCACUGGGUGACCUCUCUGUGUUUCAUAACGAUGCAGUUUUCUGGGUGACGUUCACCUGCAUGGUGCUGGUCGUGCCUCUGUUCUUCAUCAGAUGGCCAAGAGUGGGUAAUAUAUUGACCUGCGGUGUGGUGGGAGCAUACAUGGUAGUGCUUGCCGUGAACGCCUACACCUACACCAGCCUGUCCUACAUCACACUGGACAUCCUUAAACGCUUCCUCAACGAGGACUUCAGAAGAGCUUUCAUAUCCGUCCCUCUGCAGAUGAUCGACUUCAUCCUGAUCAGCGUGUGGGUGAUUCUGGCCGUCUCGGGCAUCACACUGCAACUGUACAGAGAACGCUCACGGCCGUUUUUUCCACCAAGCCCGUACGUUUUAUGGUGCCAGGAACGUGAGAGACGCAAGACCAACGUGUUAGACCCGAGCCACCACAUGCCGUCUCUGCCCGCCCGCCUGCUCGCCCGCUUACGCCAGCUCACUCGCCACCAAGAGCCUGCUGGGGAGCGCACACCCCUACUUCUCUGACCAGCUUGAUCGUUAGACCGACUGCCAUCAUCCACAGUGAGAGGUGACAUACAGAAGGACACAGACUCAGGGCCCACUGUAUGUGACUCGUUCAUACACCGUUCAGCUGUAGAUUAUCUGUAGCUGGAGACUACAGUAUGAUUUUUGGAGAACUUCUCUUGAAUGUAGAUGAUAUCGAUCAUAGCUGUGAAGUUAAAUGAUUAAAUCCUAGUUCUUAACCCGUUAAACGCAAGGUCCUGUACGAAGGUCUCCAGUGGUGUCGGUGAACCGAUACGAGACCUCGCAAAACGGAGUCGACCUCUCGCCGUUUUAAGUCAGACCAAAACAUUAAUGAAAGCUGAUAUACAAUAGAUGUUUAUUUCCAUUUGGAGAACAAAGACCUUCGUGUGAUGAGGGGGAGCAAUUUUUAAACUUUGUUUACAUUAAAAGUCCAAGUGUAAAAUUAUUACUUUUUUUUUUAAACCUUUUUUUUUCCUACCCAGUCUGAACAGCCCACUAUGAGAAGGUGACCGAGGGGAUCACCACUUUAUUUUAUGUACUCAGCUCAACUCAGGAAAACCUAAGCAAACAAAAGCGUGUAAACCUGAAUUUCCUUUUAGAUUUAAAAAAGAAAAAGAAAAAAAAAAAAAGACACUUCAUUGGAUACACAGCCAUCACUGAUUAUGGUCUAGACUGAUUAAAAGUUUUUACCCCUAAGCCACAUUGGCUGUUGAAUUGUUUAUUCUCACUAGACCUCCUGGAGGUGUCUUUAACCCUCAUCACAACCGAUAUCACACUUAACCUCUAGUUUCAUUUGCCAUGUUUUUAAUCUUAGACUACUUUUUUUGUUUGUUUUUUGAACAGAAAGACGUAGCAUUUUACUUGGAUGAUACCACGGUGUGUGUGUUUGGGACUCGGUUCUGCAUGCAUUAUAAACUUCAGAGCGAUGUGGAAAUUAAGAGGGUCUUUUUGUAGGAUCAGGAUUCAGGACCACUUUAUAACCACCCGCUGGACAGUAGGCACUUGUUGGAAGAGAACACUGAUUGGUCGACAUGUGCAGCGGUUUUCUGUUCCCUUUAUUCUCAUGAUGUGGGUGGUUUAUAGAUCCCUUAAGACUCGGGUACUGUUCCAGGUUUGGGGCCAUGUUACAACAUCCCAUAUUUGGUUCAGGUGCCAGUUGUCUCAGGGCUGUUGAGUAAUAACGCUGCUUGGCGAAGUGUUCCGAUGUGAGCGUGGUGUUCGUGUCCGCAGUGUUUGAUGUAGUGUCUUUAUAAAAGUUGCAAUAAGAUCUAAAAGGAUAUUUUAAAACUGCUUGCAUGUUCUAGCUGUUAUUUAUGUAUUUUUGCUAAAUGUGUGACAUUAAAUUUAUUUUGUAAUUUCUAAAGAUAAUAAAAUUGUUUUGUGUAAUAA
This is a messenger RNA of Tachysurus fulvidraco (yellow catfish), 3253 nucleotides long. It is a transcript of the gene tm7sf3, whose product is annotated as transmembrane 7 superfamily member 3. The record is from RefSeq and is a predicted model, not a curated record. The transcript has 12 exons. Lineage: Eukaryota; Metazoa; Chordata; Actinopteri; Siluriformes; Bagridae. The coding region runs from base 176 to 1864 and encodes 562 amino acids.